CAUCACGCGGCAGCCACUUCCCUCGCGAAGGCCUGAGGCUGACGUUACUUCCGGGGCCUGUGCGGGCAGGGGAAGGCCGGAAGUGGCCCCAGUUCCGGCCCCGUGGGUGGCGGGGCGGAGUCCAGGAGGGGCCCCUCGGGGUUUCCACGGUUGGUUCUCUGGAGCGCCUGGGAGUUUAGGAGGCUGCCCUGAGCAGGCAGUGUGGCUGCCUAGCAAUGAUGGUACAGGACGUCCAGGUGGCCAUGGGUGCCAGGUGGUGGUGAGAGCAGUGGGGCAUGGCUAUAGUUCUGCAAGCUCUGCCCUGCUUGGCCCGAGCACCCUUGCGCCCACUCCUCCCGGGGCGCCCAAUGGUCCGGCUGGCCAGUGGCAUGGCCCUGGGAGAGCAGGCGCAGCACCUGUUUGAGAGCACCGUGGGUGCCGUGCUUCCAGGCCCCAUGCUGCACCGGGCACUGUCCUUGGAUCCCAGUAGUGGGCUGCUGAAGGUGCGGGACCGGAGCUUUCAGCUGCGGCAAAACCUCUACCUGGUGGGCUUUGGCAAGGCUGUGCUGGGCAUGGCAGCUGCAGCUGAAGAGCUACUGGGCCAGCAUCUCGUGCAGGGUGUGAUCAGCGUGCCCAAGGGGAUUCGUGCUGCCAUGGAGCGUGCUGGCAAGCAGGAGAUGCUGCUGAAGCCACACAGCCGUGUCCAGGUAUUUGAGGGUGCAGAGGACAACCUGCCAGACCGUGAUGCACUUCGGGCUGCACUGGCCAUCCGGCAGCUGGCUGAAGGCCUCACAGCUGACGAUCUACUGCUUGUACUCAUCUCAGGUGGGGGCUCAGCCUUGCUGCCCGCCCCUAUCCCACCCGUAACACUGGAGGAAAAGCAGACACUCACCAAGCUGCUGGCAGCCCGAGGAGCCAAUAUCCAGGAGCUGAACACCAUCCGGAAGGCCCUGUCCCAGCUCAAGGGUGGGGGGCUGGCUCAGGCCGCCUACCCUGCCCAGGUGGUGAGCCUGAUUCUGUCAGACGUGGUGGGGGACCCUGUGGAGGUGAUCGCCAGCGGCCCCACUGUGGCCAGUAUCCAUAAUGUGCAAGAUUGCCUGCACAUCCUCAAUCACUACGGCCUUCGUGCUGCCCUACCACGUUCUGUGAAGACGGUGCUGGCUCGGGCUGACUCUGACCCUCAUGGGCCACACACCUGUGGUCACGUGCUCAAUGUGAUCAUUGGCUCCAACACUCUGGCACUGGCUGAGGCCCAGCGGCAAGCUGAGGCACUGGGAUACCGGGCAUUGGUGCUGAGUGCCGCCAUACAGGGCGAUGUGAAAAGUGUGGCCCGGUUCUAUGGGUUGCUUGCCCAAGUGGCUGGAGCCCAGCUCACCCUGCCUGGGACUAGAGCCUCUGUGAAGGAGGAUGAGCAACUUCGUGAGUUGGCAGCUGAGCUCCAGCUCCCAGACCUGCAGCUGAAGGAGGCUCUGGAGACUGUGGCUGGGGCUAGGGGCCCUGUCUGCUUGCUGGCUGGUGGUGAGCCCACAGUACAAUUGCAGGGCUCCGGAAAGGGUGGCCGGAACCAGGAACUGGCUCUACGUGUCGGAGCAGAGCUGGGACAACAGCCGCUGGGGUCUGUAGAUGUGCUGUUUUUGAGUGGUGGCACCGAUGGGCAGGAUGGGCCUACAGAGGCAGCUGGGGCCUGGGUCGUGCCUGAGCUUGCCAGCCAGGCUGCCACUGAGGGCCUGGACGUGGCCACCUUCUUGUCCCACAAUGACUCACAUACCUUCUUCCGCUGCUUUCGUGGUGGAGCACACCUGCUGCACACAGGGCUCACUGGCACCAAUGUCAUGGACGUUCACUUCCUAUUCCUGCGGCUACGGUGAUGGCACAGGUCAUGUUUUAGGAGGCACAGAGGUGACCUAUGGGGCAGCAUCCUGGGGCAGAACAGGGUUGGUCUGCAAGACCUCACUAGGCUUUAGGGCCCCUUCUCUCCUUGGCCUGGUUGUUUGGUUGACCCUCACCCUUCAUACCCAGGGCUUCUGCUCUGUGUUCAUUCCCCCCAACCAGACUGGCAGAUGGGAGUUAUCUUCUCUCCCUACUUUCUGUCAUGACAGCAGGUACCCUUGAGGGCUAGGAUGAGCACCUUCGCUGGUUUGCUAUUCCUGGUCUCCCUCCACACCGGGCAGCCCCUCUGCUGAGCUCUUGAGUGUUUUUUCUGUGGGGUGACGUAAGAAGGACUGCAAAUAAAAAGAACCACACUCUGG
Molecule: messenger RNA, 2228 nt
Organism: Nyctereutes procyonoides (raccoon dog)
Lineage: Eukaryota; Metazoa; Chordata; Mammalia; Carnivora; Canidae
Gene: GLYCTK
Product: glycerate kinase
Exons: 5
Coding region: 276-1847 (523 amino acids)
Biological process (GO): protein phosphorylation
Cellular component (GO): cytoplasm
Molecular function (GO): glycerate kinase activity
Source: RefSeq, a predicted model, not a curated record